Serinus canaria (Common canary) is the source of this 2722-nucleotide messenger RNA. RefSeq names its product fibroblast growth factor 1 (gene FGF1). Gene Ontology annotation, molecular function: growth factor activity; fibroblast growth factor receptor binding. The record is from RefSeq and is a predicted model, not a curated record. The transcript is spliced from 4 exons. The coding region runs from base 218 to 685 and encodes 155 amino acids. NCBI's taxonomy places the organism in Eukaryota, Metazoa, Chordata, Aves, Passeriformes, Fringillidae. Gene Ontology annotation, cellular component: cytoplasm. Gene Ontology annotation, biological process: positive regulation of gene expression; animal organ morphogenesis; positive regulation of cell population proliferation.
UCCCUGCCCACCCCGGCAGGUCAGCGGCGCUGCCUCCCAGGGCCCGCCCUGCGCACCUGGAGCCUCCACAGCCCGGCAGCAGCAGCGUGUGCCAGCACUCGGUGCCACCCUGCUGUCACCUCCCUUGCAGCCCGGCAGCAGCAGCGCGUGCCAGCUCUCGGUGCCACCCUGCUGUCACCUCCCUUGCAGCCCGGCGCUGGCAGAGAGAGGCUGCGCGAUGGCCGAGGGGGAGAUCACCACCUUCAGCGCCCUGACCGAGAAGUUCAACCUGCCCCCGGGCAACUACAAGAAGCCCAAGCUGCUGUACUGCAGCAACGGGGGACACUUCCUGCGCAUCCUGCCCGACGGCACCGUGGAUGGCACCAGGGACCGCAGCGACGAGCACAUCCAGCUCCAGCUGAGUGCAGAGAGCGUGGGGGUGGUGCACAUCAGGAGCACCCAGUCGGGGCAGUACCUGGCCAUGGACACCAACGGGCUGCUCUACGGCUCGGAAUUACUGGGUGAGGAGUGUCUGUUCCUGGAGAGGCUCGAGGAGAACCACUACAACACCUACGUCUCCAAAAUGCACGCGGACAAGAGCUGGUUUGUGGGGCUGAAGAAGAACGGGAACAGCAAGCUGGGCCCGCGGACUCACUACGGCCAGAAGGCGAUCCUCUUCCUGCCCCUGCCCGUCUCGGCCGACUGAGCCCGGCCCCGAGCCCAGGGACGACCCCAAACCCCGAAACCCAACUGCUGCUGCCUCCUGGAGCUCAGCAGAGCUCCCAGCUUUAGGUCAAGGCUUUGCCAAAUCCAGCCAAAGCAGAGCCCCUUUGCUCUGCACCCAGCUUUGCAGAGAUGAGGGGACGAGUCCUAACACCCUCCUGAGGUCAUGGGGGCCCAUCUCCCCUGCCCUCAGCUCCGUGCCCGUGUGUGCCAUGACCCUCAGCUCCGUGCCCGUGUGUGCCAUGACCCUCAGCUCUGUGCCCGUGUGUGCCAUGACCCUCAGCCAUGUGUGCCAUGACCCUCAGCUCUGUGCCCGUGUGUGCCAUGACCCUCAGCUGUGGGUGCCACGUGUGCCAUGACCCUCAGCUGUGUGCCAUGUGUGCCAUGACCCUCAGCCAUGUGUGCCAUGACCCUCAGCUCUGUGCCCGUGUGUGCCAUGACCCUCAGCCAUGUGUGCCAUGACCCUCAGUUCUGUGCCCGUGUGUGCCAUGACCCUCAGCUGUGUGCCAUGUAUACCAUGACCCUCAGCCAUGUGCCCAUGUGUGCCAUGACCACGCUGCAGCUCCCAGGACCUGCCCUGGGCAGGCACCCAGAGAUGUGCCCGAGGGUCAUGCCAGUUCCCAGAGAAGCUCACACUUUGUGUCCCCAGGCAUCCUAAGGCAAAGCCUCCCUGGCUACUGUCUGUUCAUAUAUUUGUCCAUCCAGGUGUGUAGCUUCUGACCUGCCCUCGAGCAGUUCCAGACUGCACCAUCAGUCCCCUUAUCCAGGCCAGCCUGGUAGGUGCCAGCUGGGCAUGCUGAGCUGAGCUAGGCAAAGCUCCAGCCUCAGACCUUAUCUCCCUCACAACAUCAAUAGUGUGUAUUUCAUGCUAGUACCUGCCAUGUGUUAUUUGUAUUUAUUUAUUAAGUAAAUAUGUCUCUUCUACAAGCUGUCCAGAAGUCAUUCCAGGCACCCUGAGGCUGUCCCAGUGAGGAUGGGGCAGUGGCAGUGACUGUGUGAGGGUGUGAUGUACAACAGCAAGGGGCUGCACGAGGGGGCAGAGCAUCCAUUCCCAGGGGAUUCCUCCCACUGCCUCUGUGUCUGGCCAAAUGGGGCUCUGAAAACAGCACUGAGGCCCCUUGGUGGCUCUCAAACCCCCUGAGAUGCUGAGUUUCUCCAUUGCUGGCACAAUGCACAUCUCCCAGGCAGCUCAAGAGCCACUCCUGCCAGCUGAGAACAUCACCAGAGCACCACGCUGCCAUGCUCCACCCAGAGCAUCCACAACUCCUCUGGAAAACCUGUGCCAGGGCCUCACCACCCUCACAGGGAAGAAUUUCUCUUUAAUAUCAAAUCUAAAUCUACCACCCUUCACCUUAAAGCAUUCCCCCCUUGUCCUGUCCUGCUAUCAAGGACAGGGAGAAGACACAAACAACAAACCUGAUCAGCCACCCCACAUGGAGGAAGGAAUAAAAGGCUCCUUGCACAUUUCUGCAGCAGCAAUUAGCCACUAAUUGCUGAGCUUUACAAUUGCUCUGCUACUUACUGCACUCCUGAACUUCUGCACUUGCUGCACAAACCUUCUCCCCAGCACUGAUAGCAUCUCUGUAAUCCAGGGCUGCCAGGCAAACAGGAGCUGGCACGGGAGUGCUGGAGCCAUAGCUGGGAAGGAGCCUGUGCCAGGUCCUUGCACCCUCCCUACAGCCUUGUAGAGCUGCUUCCCUCCCACCUCUGGGAUCCACAAGGAAAUAGAGGGGGAAGGGGGAUCCUGCUAAUCCUGCAGGUCCCAGCUGCUCCCCUUGGCCAAGAGAGGCACCCAGCCGCUGCCUGGCUGAGCUGCUCUGCUGGGCACGGCGUGAUAUUGCCAUGGCAAACACAAAGCUGGGCAAGACAGGGGGAGGACGACUGCCAGCAACACCCACGCUUCUUAAACCCAGCAGUCACCUUCCCUGGGAGAGGCUGAGCUGUCACUCAAGUCAAAAAAGUGAAUUAAGGCAUGAGCAGGAGGUCCAGGUUUCUAAUUAAACUGGAAAGUUGGACCGUG